Messenger RNA from Aspergillus oryzae RIB40, 726 nucleotides. RefSeq lists its product as uncharacterized. The record is from RefSeq and is a predicted model, not a curated record. The transcript is spliced from 3 exons. NCBI's taxonomy places the organism in Eukaryota, Fungi, Ascomycota, Eurotiomycetes, Eurotiales, Aspergillaceae. The coding region runs from base 1 to 726 and encodes 241 amino acids.
AUGCGUUGUGACGAUCCAAAGUGUGGCUGUCAGCCCUAUCCCAGGAAGAACAGAAAGGUUGAGAUAGUCCUCUAUGGCGACCAGCCUGACCAAUUUUGUCCACUCAAUCAACAAGGCUCGAGUAUCGAUGUGAUAUUUGACCCAAUCGGGAACGCCAUGAUCUUGCGCGAGAUUAUCAAUGACCCCACGAGGAAGUAUACGUUUUGGAAUUUUAGUGUGCAACUCGAUGCUGCAAACUUGCAUUUCAUGAACCUAGAAGGGCUCGCCGAUGGCUCUUUGAUACUCACCGUUCGGAUACGAAGCUCAGCUUGUGCCGUGAGAGGUAGCAUGAUCUCGGUGAAAGAGAAGAUUUCUGGAUUUGCGCCUCCUCGUCUCAAAAGCAAAUUGUACAACGACCUUUAUGUCGUUGUAUAUCUGUGCGACUGGCCCCGGCAAACCCUUCAGUUAUUCCUCCCGGAAGAGCGGCUGGUGGAAUGGAAAACAGUGGCAUUGAUCCUCAAGUCCUUCGGAAGGAUCACAGCAGAUCAGUGGUCUGAUAUGGUGUGGAUGAAGGAUAGGCCAUCUGUAGCGGGGCUGAACUGGAGAGCCAUUGAGAGGGAUGUUAAGAUUUACAAGAACAGAUUGGCCGAGCUGAAGGCUAAGGGGAAGCAGAAAUAUGCCAUCGAAGCAUCACGAGAUAACCUUCCAAAAAGGAACAGAUCAAACAGCAUCGGGAGAUUGUCAUAA